Messenger RNA from Tupaia belangeri chinensis (Chinese tree shrew), 2438 nucleotides. It is a transcript of the gene BICDL1, whose product is annotated as BICD family like cargo adaptor 1. The transcript has 10 exons. The coding region runs from base 84 to 1289 and encodes 401 amino acids. Lineage: Eukaryota; Metazoa; Chordata; Mammalia; Scandentia; Tupaiidae. Gene Ontology annotation, biological process: Golgi to secretory granule transport; vesicle transport along microtubule. The record is from RefSeq and is a predicted model, not a curated record.
AGCAGAGCGAAGGUACAGGUAAAGCACCAAGCAGCAAGUCUGUGGAUCAGUCAUGGGCAUCAGAAGUUGAGAGACAGCUCUCCAUGCAGGUCCACGCCCUCCGAGAAGACUUUCGGGAGAAAAACUCGUCAACCAGCCAGCACAUCAUCCGGCUCGAGAGCCUUCAGGCCGAGCAGGUUCUUGAAAUCAAGAUGCUGUCAGAUCGGAAACGGGAGCUGGAGCAUCGCCUCAGCGCCACCUUAGAAGAAAAUGACCUGCUCCAAGGGACUGUGGAGGAGCUGCAGGACCGGGUGCUGAUCCUGGAGAAGCAGGGUCAUGACAAAGACCUACAGCUGCACCAAAGCCAGCUGGAGCUCCAGGAGGUGCGGCUCUCCUACCGACAGCUGCAGGUGAAGGUGGAGGAACUCACCGAGGAGAGGAGCCUGCAGAGCUCUGCUGCCACCAGCACAUCCCUUCUGUCUGAGAUCGAGCAGAGCAUGGAGGCAGAGGAGCUGGAGCAAGAGAGAGAGCAGCUGAGAUUGCAGCUCUGGGAAGCCUACUGCCAGGUUCGCUAUCUCUGCUCACACCUUCGAGGAAAUGACAGUGCAGACUCGGCCGUCUCCACGGACUCUUCAAUGGACGAGUCUUCGGAAACUUCGUCUGCCAAGGAUGUGCCGGCCGGCAGCUUACGCACUGCCCUCAAUGAGCUCAAGAGGCUGAUACAGAGCAUUGUGGAUGGCAUGGAGCCCACGAGCUCCCGGAGAAUUGAUGAUGACUCCUUAGAAGAACAGAUAAGGCAGACCAGUGAGGACUCGAGAGCCCUAAGGGAACUCAUGGAGGGAGAGAGGGGUAAACUGAGGCAAAGCCUAGAAGAGCUGCAGCAACUCCACAGUCAGGUGACACUGCUGAGUGUGGAGAUGACUGCAUUGAAAGAGGAGAGAGACCGACUCAGAGUGACAUCUGAGGACAGGGAGCCAAAGGAGCAACUUCAGAAGGCCAUCCGGGACCGAGAUGAGGCCAUUGCAAAGAAGAACGCUGUGGAGCUGGAACUUGCCAAGUGCAGGAUGGACAUGAUGUCUCUGAACAGCCAGUUGCUGGACGCCAUUCAGCAGAAGCUGAACCUCUCGCAGCAGCUUGAGGCUUGGCAGGAUGACAUGCACAGGGUCAUUGACCGGCAGCUGAUGGACACACACCUGAAGGAACGGAGCCGGCCUGCUGCUGCCUUCUCCAGGGGCCAUGGCGCAGGGCGUGGGGACGAGCCCAGCACCACCGAAGGCAGACGGCUCUUCUCAUUCUUCAGGAAAAUUUAAGUUGGGAGGAGUCGGGCCACUGAGGAUGAGUGGACUGGAGGUGGCUGAAAAGGUGGUGUGGGCAAGGGUCUUCCCUGCAGCCUGGAGCCCAGCAGCUAAUCCUUUGCCCAUAGUGCCCCAUGGGGACCGAGACCAGGAGGUGGGGCCUGCCUUGGCCUCUGAAAGCUGCCCUCACCCCACCACCUGCUGAGUCCACACCUGGGUCUCUCCAGGAUGCCAUGUGGAGCAGGGCUCAGGCUGUCUCCCAGAGAGGCUCUUGGUUGGGAUCUGCUGCUCAGAUCCAGUGGAUCACAGCCCGCCCUGCAGGCUCUGCUGCCUCCACUUCAGAACAUGGGAUGCAGAAGAAACGAAGGCCUUUCUCUGCAUGUCGCAGGAGGCCUGAGCCUUGGAGCCCUAGUCCUGCAGGGCAGCAGGUCCAGGCCUGAGCCUCCACUCCUGCCCCAGCCCCUCGCCCACGUGCAUGCAUGCACCUCUGCCCGAGCACCUCUGCAGGAGGAAGCCCAGCCUGGGCCAUAAAGCCUAAGAGCUGGGCCGCUGAGCCUCAGGGAGGAAGAAAGGCCCCUGCCCUCCCCCUGCAGCCUCCUGCAGUGCAGCCCUCUCCCCUUGGCAGGGGCCAGGCCUGGGAGGGGCCUUUUCUUCCGGCAGCCCCUGACCCCCCACAUACACAACUUGGCCCAGCCAAGGAAGCCCAGGCCACAGUAGCCCAAGGAGUCUGGUCAGCCAUGUGCACCUCAAGGGCACCCUUGGCACCACAGGGCAGGUGGGGUAGGGGUGGGGAGGCUGUGGGAGCCUGGAUGCUGCCCCCCAGCUGCAGAAGGCCGGGCCUGCGCCUGCUGCUGCUCCUUCCUCAGCACCACUCACCUCUGCUGAGGCCCCUGCCGGCCAGCCCACAGCUGCUUCCAGCUGAUCCCGUCGCCCGUCGCCCUUCCUCCCUCGGGAAAAGCACAGCAGGGAUGAGCGGAAAGAAUGUACCUAUAGAUAUGUACAUACCACAGUGCUGUAAUUUUGUAUGUAGCAAUCAUGUAAAUACAUGUAUGGAUUUUAUAAUAUACAUAUAUAUAAAUCUAUAAAGGCAUAUUUUUAGAAAAACAGCGCACCACUGCUUCUUUUGAAAAUAGUCUGAAUAAGAAUAAAAUGAAUUUCUACACA